AAGGAAGAUGAGCCAAGCACCCAGAACACUGCCCGAGCUCCACAGUCAACAGCUACAGCUAACUGAACGAGACAGCACAGGUCCUCACACCAGGUACCACAAACACAAGGUACCAGAAAAUGCUGUUUUGACUACCUGCCUUCGCAGCGAGCUACACAAGACCGGUCCUCAUCACCCACCGAUCGUCCCACCUGCCCUAAUGCCAACAUUCCUGGGCAGCCCUGUCAAAAAGGGGGUGGGUCAAAAAGGAGUCAACAGGGAAGACCUGAUCGACACAGGAUUAAACCUGACGGUGAUCUCAUCUUACCUUUUCAAAAGACUCCAAUUUGAAGCUAAGAGACAAGAUCGAACUCUUACACCUCAAACUUAUGAACUGAAUGUACAGGUGUACAGACAGGAUGACAUCCAGUUUGAACAGGUUGUUUCCAUUCACCUGACAUUCGUUCCGAUGAGUCUAAUACAUCCCAUGUAUGUCCCACCAAUGAACACUCAUACAUUGCUCAUCGACAAAGACCUGCUAGAACACUUUGACCCUUUUCUGAACUUCAAACAGCUAAAAGACUUUGCUCAAGUGCGAGAACCUCUUUCUCUCCAGCCACACAGGUUGCUAGAGCCAGACUGUCAGGUCGCAGAGGUCACGGGAACUCCCACAGAGCCAGACGGUCAGGUCACAGAGGUCACGGGAACCCCAGCAGCCAGCCAUGAGUACAACGCCCUAACAACAGGCCCAAGUUCAAGCCUCUGUACCUUAGUCAACAAACAGGGUACGGUGGUACCAGCUUACACCAAAGGGGUCGCUGUUCGGCUCAACCUGCAAGGUGGUCAAACCUUACACCACACGCUGGGUUUCUUCCAAUCCUCACCUGAAUGUGUGGAACUCGGACUCACACUUGCAAACAAGCAUGUCAAACACCAACACCUGUUCCAGCAAUGUGAUAACAUCACAAAAACACACAAUGUGAUCGUGUACUGGAAGAAGGAAAAAGGACACUCAAAGUUACCAAGUCUAGACGAGGACUUUAAAGAUCACACUGACACCCUUGCCAAAACUGGCACACUAAACAACAUUCUGUGGUCACUCCCAACCCACCCACCCACAUUCAAGGUUGAAGUGAUUACACACAGCACAAGAACUUUACUAGCUAAACUGCCUACCUCAGAAUCGCUUACGCAGGCUCCGUUGUCUACACAGACCAACAUAGCGGACAUGCGGGCUUCUGAAACCUUGAUAAUGACUUUGUUUUACCACCUCUCAGACCCCUCCAUCCACCCUGGCAACCAGUCUACAGUCACUGACAACCAAAGCCCCAGACCACUGCAUGAUACACAAACCAUGCUGCGUGCACAGAACAAUAUUGUGGGUUGUGCACCGUCUGACAUCACAAUGCCAGGGCGUGUAAUGCCACGGAGCAAAAGGGGGAUACUGCCAAUAUAUUUCCAUGACGCAGCAUGUGCUGCACCACGCAGCACCAGAGCCACUGACACAACACUGAGGCAAGCGUCAUGCCAGCAGCAAGAUGUGGCAAAACAUGGGCGAGGGCGAGCUAAACCCAGUCGCCGCCCACGAAGCAAAGAGACUGUCCUGUCCAACCAAAGACAGGCCUUGUUUGUUUUUUUCUCCCCUUUCUCUCUCUCUCUCCCUAUUAUCUGUACCAGGAUGCUGCUGUGGUUUGCCGUGCUGUGCUGUCAGCCAAAGAGAGGACAGCUGCCACCGAGAAAACCGCUGAGACUCCUGACUACCGAUGACAGGGCACACUACCCCAGCACUGCAACCGAAUACAGCUGUACAAGGUUCCGAUGGAGAGAGGACUCCCUCACUCACACUGAGGCCGAUGUCAAACACCUGUUCAGCCAACAUGAGAAAGUGACGGUUACACAAAUGGAGUUAGGUGGACACCACCACCGCUCCAAACAGUUCCCGGGAGCUUUGCUUAGAGCCGCUGCUGCCGCCAGAAUGUUUAACAUUGUUAUGUCCAGUGUCAAUGCAGCGAACCAGACUGUAAACUCCUUGAAACCACUGUUUACUGCCUUCCAGAAGGACUUUACCCAGACUCAGCUGUUAACAGCAUUAACAACAGCCAUGCUGUGGGAGGUUAGCUCCUCCAAAGACAGCCUAACCACGAGUAAAACCCCACCAUACAUGAUACCCUUAAGCCUUGUGUUAACUGUGCUGUCUUACGCCAUCACCAUGCCAGCUGACCUGCUACAAAUACACCUGGCCAACUCUCUGGAUAGCGCCUUCCUACGGCACGUAAACCCCAAACAGAGAGAAGUGAACGUGCUCCUGAACCAACUCAUCAGCGAGUCAAACCAAGUCUACAGACCUAAAGACAUUGUCAGUGUCAGGAUGUGGAAGAGCAACACCCACACCAAAACACGCAUUCCAAAUGUGGUGGCCUACCACGACAGCAACACACAGCUGUACCUGGCCCCAAACAUGCACAUGUGUACUUUAACCAAAGACAUUCAUUAUCUCUGCCUUAGCAAACCCUUCCUCAGACACAACUCUGAAGGAAUCUGCGAGCUGCAACCCUGGGUCAGCGAUACGCGCUGCCCUGCCGAAGCCAAGCCUCGUACACAAGUCACAGAAACGCAAGCAGAGAUUGUGGGUAACAGAUGGCUCGUCAACACUCCUGUGCGCUCAGCUAUGCUGACCUACGACCAGCAUGACACCGCCACCCGUGCCAACCUGCUGGACCAAGUACUGAAAGGUACCACCCAACACAUUGACAUUACUCCUGUCGAUACAGCCCUCCAAGCACUGUCUCGACAGCCCAUUCUGAACCAGUCAUCUGCGGUCCUAGCCUGGACUGCUGCCGACACUGCACGGUGCAUCUUCACCGUCAUUGGUCCCACCCUGACUCUUGGCGUGACCUUCAUCCUAUACAGGAUACUCAACGAGAUGCAAACCUCUACAGCCAAACUCACGACAACUGUGGCUGGAGGUCCCCGAUGGAAUCCCCGGAAAGGGGGUGCCAAGUCAAAGACAACACCGAACCUCAUCAAGGGGAGUCCUCAGCUUCAGGAACCACCUGCCAUCAUGACCCACCUGCUACAUGACCAUCACGAUUCACCUUUCAUCUGCCCAUCCUGAUGAUUGCCGUCCGAUGAUGUCCACACAGGGACUUCAUCUGACGAAAGGGGGAGAUGUAACAGAUAUGCAGGUCAGCGAUUCAUGGGUUAAAUUCUGUUUUAUAAAUUCAGACUGUUGGUACUAAAUGCCAGCCUGGCUGGACUUAAACUAUUUACGAUGCCCAUGCGAGCUUCAAAGAAGAAACGAAAACCCCCAACCCAAAUUCUUCCAACACUGGAGACAAAGGAACUUUUCGUAUAAGUUCCUUACUUUCAUUUUAUUAUUAAUAUGUAUUUUAAUUAUGUUUAUGGAUUGCAUAAAAUGGUUAAUCCUUGUUAUGUGAAGAGUAUAAGUUGCAAGCUUAUACUUUAGGAAAUGUCUUUCCUCACUUUAACUUCCUCAAAGAGAGCCAUGCUUCUGCAACCCCCACUUUUGCAGGUCGUAAAGUUUACGACCACACAG
Molecule: messenger RNA, 3535 nt
Organism: Carassius gibelio (silver crucian carp)
Lineage: Eukaryota; Metazoa; Chordata; Actinopteri; Cypriniformes; Cyprinidae
Exons: 2
Coding region: 8-3094 (1028 amino acids)
Source: RefSeq, a predicted model, not a curated record